AACUUCAACACUCCAGUGUACUCAAUCAAGUGGCGCAGACAUGGCGGGUGAAAAUGGUGGGCGUAAUGGGCGUCAGAGCAGCCCCACGGUGUCCUCUAACGAUGGCGACCGGAAUCCAGCACUGACACCAGAUUCACCGGCGUCGUUGGGAUUCAACACCGAUCAACUCCCAUUCAACACCAGCCAAGCAUCGGAGGCUUACUCUGACGAAGAUGAGGCUGCCGUUGAUCCGGAAAUAAUUAGAGACGAGCCUGACGUCGAGGUAGAAGAGGAAGAUGGAGAGGAUCUCUUCAACGACAAUUUCCUCGACGAUUACCGAAGGAUGGAUGAACAAGACCAGUAUGAAUCACUUGGCCUUGACGAUUCGAUCGAAGAUGAAAGAGGUAUUGAUCAGAUUUUAGCAGACCGGCAUGCUGCUGAAGCGGAGCUUGAUACCAGAGAUGCUCAUGCCUCGCACCGCAAGUUGCCUCAGCUUCUUCACGAUCAAGAUACAGAUGAUGACAGCUAUCGACCAUCCAAAAGGACUCGAGCUGAUUUUAGGCCCCCAACCACACCUAGAAGUGGUGAUGAUAGUGAUGCAAUGCAGAGUUCACCAGGAGGUGGAGGGGAUAGAUGGAGAGGGGGAGGGAGCAACUCUGGAGAUGUACCUAUGACUGAUCAGACUGAUGAUGAUCCAUAUGAGGAUGAGGACAAUGGUGAAGGAGACUUUGAUAUGUACAGGGUUCAGGGAACUAUUAGGGAAUGGGUCACUCGAGAUGAAGUUCGGCGCUUCAUUGCAAAAAAGUUCAAAGAGUUUUUGUGCUCAUAUGUUAAUGAAAAGACUAAGCAGGAAGAUUAUCUGAGACAAAUAAAUGAGAUGGUGGCAGUUAACAAGUGCAGCCUUGAGAUUGAUUAUAAACAAUUUAUAUAUGUCCACCCCAAUAUUGCCAUCUGGUUGGCGGAUGCUCCACAGUCUGUCCUUGAAGUAAUGGAGGAAGUCGCGAACAAGGUUGUCUUUGACUUGCAUUCAAAUUAUAAGAAAAUACAUCAAAAGAUCCAUGUUCGCAUUACCAACUUACCAAUUUAUGAUCAAAUUCGUAAUAUCAGGCAGAUCCAUUUGAACUCCAUAAUUCGUAUUGGGGGAGUUGUUACGCGACGGUCUGGUGUUUUCCCACAGUUGCAGCAAGUAAAGUUUGAUUGCAAUAAAUGUGGCUCAGUUUUGGGCCCCUUUUUCCAGAAUUCAUAUUCAGAAGUCAAAGUUGGUUCAUGUCCUGAGUGCCAGUCAAAAGGUCCAUUCACAGUCAAUAUUGAGCAGACAAUUUACAGGAAUUAUCAGAAACUGACACUUCAAGAGAGCCCAGGAAUUGUACCUGCUGGUCGGCUUCCUAGAUACAAGGAAGUGAUACUGCUGAACGAUCUCAUUGAUUGUGCCCGUCCUGGAGAAGAGAUUGAAGUCACAGGCAUAUACACAAACAAUUUUGAUUUGUCUUUGAAUACCAAGAAUGGAUUUCCUGUGUUUGCCACUGUUAUUGAAGCAAAUUAUGUCACAAAGAAGCAUGAUCUUUUUUCAGCUUACAAAUUAACUCAAGAAGACAAAGAAGAAAUAGAAAUGUUGGCAAAAGAUCCAAGAAUUGGAGAGCGGAUCAUUAAAUCUAUUGCCCCAUCAAUCUAUGGGCAUGAGGACAUUAAGACUGCAAUAGCUCUUGCCAUGUUUGGGGGCCAAGAGAAAAAUGUUAAUGGGAAACAUCGGUUGCGAGGAGACAUUAAUGUACUUCUCUUGGGUGAUCCAGGGACGGCAAAGUCACAGUUUCUCAAGUAUGUUGAGAAAACCGGGCAGCGGGCAGUUUAUACCACCGGAAAAGGAGCAUCUGCAGUUGGGCUUACAGCAGCAGUACACAAGGAUCCAGUCACUCGCGAGUGGACACUUGAAGGUGGGGCACUAGUUCUAGCUGAUAGAGGAAUAUGUCUGAUAGAUGAGUUUGACAAGAUGAAUGACCAAGACAGGGUGAGUAUUCAUGAAGCUAUGGAGCAGCAGAGCAUAAGCAUAUCAAAAGCAGGGAUUGUCACUUCCCUCCAAGCACGUUGUUCUGUGAUUGCUGCAGCAAAUCCUAUUGGAGGAAGAUAUGACUCUUCAAAGAAUUUCUCACAGAAUGUAGAACUGACAGAUCCAAUCGUUUCUCGUUUCGAUGUUCUUUGUGUUGUCAAGGAUGUAGUUGAUCCGGUCACUGAUGAAAUGCUGGCAACGUUUGUAGUUGAUAGUCAUUGCAAGUCAACACCAAAAGGUGCCAAUUUGGAUGACAAGUCCAACAAGGCAAAUUCGCAGGAUGAUCCUGAAUCUAAUUUGAUGCCACUUGACCCUGAGAUAAUACCUCAGGACAUGUUAAAGAAGUACCUGACCUAUGCCAAACUGAAUGUUUUCCCAAAGUUGCAUGAUGCUGAUUUAGACAAGCUCACACAGGUCUAUGCAGAAUUAAGAAGAGAAUCAUCGCAUGGACAAGGAGUUCCUAUUGCAGUGAGGCACAUAGAGUCAAUGAUUCGAAUGUCUGAAGCCCAUGCAAGGAUGCACCUUAGACAUCAUGUCACUCAAGAAGAUGUAGACAUGGCUAUUCGAGUCCUCCUUGACUCAUUUAUAUCAACCCAGAAAUUUGGGGUCCAGAAAGCUCUGCAAAAGAGCUUCAAAAAGUAUAUGACAUUUAAAAGGGACUUCAAUGCAAUCAUCAUGCAUCUAUUGCGUGGGCUGGUAAAGGAUGCAAUCCACAUGGAGGAAAUCAUGUCUGGUUCCGGUGCAAGAUUGAGUCAUGUUGACGUGAAAUUGGAAGAAUUGCAAAACAAGGCACUUGACUAUGGUAUCUCAGAUCUAAGAGAUUUCUUUAAUAGCAACGAGUUCUCUAUGGCAAACUUUGCGCUGGACGAGUUGCGGGGUGUAAUAAGGCAUCGCCUGUCUAGUUCAUAGUAUUUUUGCCUGUUGUACAUCUGUGUUUAUAUAGCGAGAUGAGACUAAAGAUUUGUCUUAUCUCUGGUGCUGGCAUGCCUGCUGCUGUCAUCCUGUUUUGGAUUUAAUUGUCACAUUUCCAUGGUAAGAUAUUCAAUUAUGACCGGACCAUGCACAAGUUUAGCUCACUUUUCAAACUUAAAAACAAACCUGACCUUGCCCUUCCUAAUUCCUACAAGGAACACCUUUUGUACAACGAUCUUUACUCUACCAAUACUCGUGGACAACUGGUUUACUUUUGAAUGAAGUUUUUAUUUCCUGUCUGUCA
Messenger RNA from Cuscuta europaea, 3239 nucleotides. The record is from the annotation of a GenBank genome assembly. Lineage: Eukaryota; Viridiplantae; Streptophyta; Magnoliopsida; Solanales; Convolvulaceae.